Messenger RNA from Geodia barretti, 2049 nucleotides. The record is from the annotation of a GenBank genome assembly. NCBI's taxonomy places the organism in Eukaryota, Metazoa, Porifera, Demospongiae, Tetractinellida, Geodiidae.
AUGACAUCUGUACAGGUCGACGUUAAGGGCAGGGUCGCCCACCUCAGGGAGCAGAUUAGCCGCCACGACCAACUCUACUACGUCAGGUCAAGUCCUGAGUUAACCGAUGCUGAAUAUGACGCCCUUAUAAGGGAGCUCCGCGCCAUUGAAGAAGAGCAUCCGGAACUUGUUACCCCGGAGUCUCCAACACAGCGCGUGUCCGGCGUACCCGCAGAUGGCUUUGACGAGGUCGCUCAUCGACUUCCUAUGCUGAGCUUGGGAAACGCCUUCGAUGGCGAAGAGCUGGUCGCCUGGCACUCCCGGGUCGCCGAACAGCUUGAGGUCGACCAGUUCGACAUGUUGAGCGAGCUAAAGUUCGACGGGCUGGCCGUCUCGUUGACAUACGAAAACGGCGUUCUUACUCGAGGAGCCACGCGGGGAAACGGCCUGGUAGGCGAGGACGUUACCGCAAACCUUAGGACGGUCAGGAGCAUUCCGCUCAGCCUGGGCUCGUCAGAAGUUCCAGCCAUCCUGGAGGUGAGGGGCGAGGUCAUAUUCCCGAAGUCCAAGUUUGAAGAGUUCAACAGACUACGGGAAGCUCAGGGGCUGCCUACCUACGUAAACCCUCGCAACACUGCAUCCGGCUCGCUCAGGCAGUUGGACCCUCACAUGACAGCCGAACGUCCACUCGACAUCUUCAUCUACUCAGUCGGUUACCGAGAAGGGGGCAGCGUUCCCGACAACCAGCGAGAUUCUCUCGAAUACCUUGGCGAACUCGGUUUCAAGGUUAAUGAGUACAACCGGAUAUUCUCGACAGUCCGAGAGGUACUUGAUUGGUACAAGCGCUGGCGCGACGAGUUCCACGACCUUGACUACGGCUGCGAUGGCCUGGUCGUCAAAGUGAACCGAUUCGACUACCAGCGCCACCUUGGAGACGUGGGCCGCGAGCCGAGAUGGGCCAUUGCUUAUAAGUUCCCUGCAGAGCAGGCGGUCACGGUAUUGCGGGACGUCAAGUUCAACGUCGGCCGAACUGGGACCAUCAACCCCUACGCAGUCUUGGAGCCAGUACACGUAAGCGGUGUCACAGUUAAGCAGGCAACUCUUCACAAUGAGGAUUACAUAACUUCGCGAGAUCUUCGAAUCGGCGACCGGGUUGUGGUUGAGCGCGCGGGUGAGGUGAUCCCGCAGGUAGUCAGGCCGCUCACCGAGCUUAGAACGGGGGUAGAACUGGGCGUGACGAUGCCUUCUUCGUGCCCAAAUUGCGAACAGCCUGUCGUUCGCCGAGAGGGCGAGGCAAUGUCCUACUGCACUAACGCUUCCUGCCCUGCUCAGUUGAUACGCAUGAUUGAGCACUUUGUCAGCAGGGGCGCAAUGGAUAUCGAGGGCCUGGGAGUGAAACAGGGUGGGGCCCUGAUAUCCGCCGGACUACUUAAGGACGUCGCAGACAUUUACACGCUUCAUGAAUACCGCGACGGCCUCGUCGAGAUGGAGCGGAUGGCCGAAAAGAGUGUUAGCAAUCUCCUGGCCGCCAUCGACACGAGCAAGAACCAGUCGCUGGCAAGGGUGCUUGUCGCCUUGGGUAUUCCAUUCGUGGGAGGAGAAGUCGCGGGUAUCCUGGCUAGACACUUUGGGACAAUGAAGGCUAUGCGCCAGGCCUCCGUGGACGAGUUGGUUGUCAUUAAUGGAAUUGGGCCCAAGAUCGCGGAGUCGGUUCACAGCUACUUCGUGCAGGAGUCCAACGCCCUUGUUGUGGACAAGCUCCAACUCGCGGGAGUAAACAUGGUUGAGGAAUCUGUUCAGAGCUCCGGCGGAACCAGCCUGGUAGGCCUGCGCUUUGUCGUAACUGGAAGGCUGCCUAACUAUUCCCGCUCUGAGAUCCAGGACAAGAUCAAAGACCUCGGAGGGGCUGUCUCAGGUUCGGUCAGUAAACGUACUGACUAUGUUGUCGCCGGGGAAGGUGGAGGCUCUAAGUUGGCCGACGCUCAGGAACUGGAAGUAAAUGUACUUAGCGAGGACGAGUUUGAGCGCCUAAUUGAACUCGGGCGCGACCUCUUCGAGGAAGAGCGUUAG